AUGGGCCGGACCGCGUUGCCAGACAUGACGGGCCACAAUGUACCAGCCCAUGCCAGUGCCACGCUUCACAUCUGGAGGCGCCUACGCGAUCUCAAGGCCAAGAGCAGCCCCAUCAUCCUCGACGGAAACAGCCUCGACAUUGCUGCCAUUGUCGCCGUCGCCCGCCAUGAUGUCAAGCCAACUAUCAGCACUGACCCUCGCCUCGCGCACCAGCUCGACCUCAGCGUCGAUGCGUUGGCCGCGUACCUCUCCCACAAAUGGGUCGUGUAUGGCGUCAACACGGGCUUUGGCGGCAGCGCGGACACGCGGACCGACGAUAUGAUCGACUUGCAGAUUCACCUCUUGCAGCACACUCAGAGUGCAAUCAUCACCACCGCUGACAAAGACCCCGCUGCCAACUCGGAGCGUGAGCCCUCCCGGACCAUGCCGCCCGCCUGGAUCCGUGCUGCCAUUGUCGCCCGCGCCAACCAGAACCUGAGGGGCCACAGUGCCGUACGCAUAGAUGUUCUCCGGAGCCUGCUUGACCUCCUGCAUCACGACAUCACGCCACUCGUACCGCUGAGGGGAACCAUUUCCGCAUCGGGAGAUCUGAUGCCCAUGUCAUACAUUGCCGGAGCCGUCACCGGCAACCCGGAUGUCUUUGUCCAGGUUGGCCGGGGUAAAAAGGCCCGUGUUAUCCCGUCGUCUGAGGCAUUGCGUGAGAGCGGCCUCUCGCCUUCCGGCCUUGGGCCCAAGGAGGCUCUGGGCUUGAUCAAUGGCACGGCCCCAUCGGUGGCAGUGGCUAGUCUGGUCCUGUACGACGCCCAACAGCUCACCUUGUUGGCCCAAAUGCUCACUGCCUUUGCCGCGGAGUGCCUGGGAGGCAACGUCGAGUGGGUUCAACCCUUCAUCCAUGCCAUCCGGCCUCACCCUGGACAAAUCGAGGCGGCAACCAAUAUCCGGCGCUUCCUUAAGGGGUCCGAGUUCGUGGUUGGACUGGAGUCGAGGAAGCGGACCGGCGACGGACUCUGGCAGGACCGCUACUCCACGAGGACGGCGCCGCAAUGGAUUGGCCCGUAUCUCGAGGACCUGCUCCUCGCGCAGAAGCAGCUGGAGGUUGAACUGAACUCCACCUCCGAUAACCCAUUAGUAGACGCUGUUGAACGGAACGGCGUCGCGUCUGGGGAGGUCUACUCCGGAGGCAACUUCCAGGCCGUCGUCGUCACCUCCGCCAUGGACAAGACCCGUCUUGCCCUUCAGAUGAUCGGACGUAUGCUCUGGUCGCAGGUCACCGAGAUCAUCAACCCAUCAACGAACAACGGUCUUGAGGCAAACCUCAACGCGAGCGCUCACGAGAAUUUCACCAUGAAGGGCAUCGACGUCAACAUGUCUGCUUACAUGUCCGAGUUGGCCGCACUUGCCCAUCCUGUCUCCUCUCACGUCAUGUCAGCCGAGAUGCACAAUCAGGGCAUUAACUCGCUAGCCCUCAUAUCGGCGCGGCGUACCAUGGAAGCGGUGGACCUGCUGGCACAUAUGAGCGCCUGCCACCUCUACGUGUCAUGCCAGGCUGUGGACAUGCGGGCUAAUCACGUUCGAUUCUUGACUUCGCUCUGCGAGAGUGUGUUGCCCGAUGACACUACGAACGGCGCGCUUUAUGGUCUUGGGCUACAGAAAGGGCAGACUGAGGCACUGGCAACAUCACUUCUUCCGGUCAUCCAGUCAACAUGGUACAACUGGAACUCCAAUACGUGGAAGGACCGCAUUCCCUACGUAGUGGAAGCCGUCGUCGGCCCCGUCACCGACUUCCUGGCGGCGAACGAAGUGGACUGUUCGGUAUCAGCACUGGCAGGGUGGAAGAAGCAUUUUGAGCGUACCAUUUCCGCCUCGGCUGCGGCCAAGUUCUACCCAAGCCCGACGAUCCCGACUGCGGAAGUGGCAGCGCAAUUGGGUGAGGGAACCGCGCAACUGUACAAUUGGGUGCGAACAAAGCUCAACGUACCCCUGCAUUGCGGGAUCGACGACGACCCCCUAUACAAUGCUCGCAAGGGCUUGCCCACAGAAGACAAGAAGACAAUUGGGAGCUGGGUCACCAUGGUGUAUGAGAGUUUGCUUAGAGGCGGCAUGAUGGACAUGGUUUUAGAGGGCCUCGAGAACCCACAGGGGCACACAAACGGCAUCGCAAAUGGGGCCAAGACUGACACUACAAAUGGCAAUGCGAACGGUGUUGCGAAUGGUAGCACGGGCAACCUAGAACACCCGGAAAACCUGCACGAGAAGGCGGAAGAACCUUGA
Purpureocillium lilacinum is the source of this 2271-nucleotide messenger RNA. RefSeq lists its product as uncharacterized. Gene Ontology annotation, cellular component: cytoplasm. Gene Ontology annotation, biological process: L-phenylalanine catabolic process. Gene Ontology annotation, molecular function: ammonia-lyase activity. NCBI's taxonomy places the organism in Eukaryota, Fungi, Ascomycota, Sordariomycetes, Hypocreales, Ophiocordycipitaceae. The record is from RefSeq and is a predicted model, not a curated record.